Messenger RNA from Parnassius apollo (apollo), 1476 nucleotides. Lineage: Eukaryota; Metazoa; Arthropoda; Insecta; Lepidoptera; Papilionidae. The record is from the annotation of a GenBank genome assembly.
AUGGUGUUAAAACUCGAAUUCUUGGAAAGUUGGAUAUUACUAUCUUGGGAUUUGGAUGCAAGUAUAAAAAACAAUGUGGCUGCUUCUAACGCUGGCGGUUUUACUAAGGAGCCAGUCUCUUUCGAGUACGGAUUCCAGGACAAGUUCAAGAGCAUACAUUGCUGUGUCAAAGGAUACAGGAGUAUAGAAUGGUUCAAAGACGGUGUGGCGUAUCCGUGGUCGGCGGGCGUGUCGAACCUGAUCCUGUACCCGGAGGCGGCCAACCAGACGCUGUACACGCGGCGAGCCGCCCGUACCGACUCGGGCAACUACACCUGCCGCCUCAGCAACGAGACGCACAGCGUAACUCACAACGUGCGCCUGGAUAUCUUAGAAAAGCCGACAGAUGCGCCGAAAACAAUGUUCAUUUCGAAAGACCAGUGGGUGGAGGAAGGGAGCGAAGUGCGCCUGUACUGCGAAGCUCUCAUCGGGCGCUCGUACCUGGCGGACGCGCUCAGCGACCUACGGUGGUGGAAGGUCUGGCCCAACGGCACCGAGGGUGACCUACUGCCCACGCAACGCGAAAUUAAAACCUCUCGAGACGACGUGGAGGACAUAAUCGGCGCGUAUCUGAGCAUCGAGCGCGUGUCGACGCUGGACUACGGCACGUACGUGUGCGUCGUGCACAGCAACGACUUCGUGUCGCGCAGUUACGUCACGCUCCACUACAAGCCGGUCUGUCUGUACUACAAAUGUGCGGUGUACGGUGUGCAGUGUGGGGGGAGCGGGUCUGCGGCGUGGUGCGGCGGCGGCGAGGUGCCGUGGCGCGCGCUGGCGCUGGGCGGCGCGGGCGGCGCGCUGCUGCUGCUCAGCGCCGCCGCGCUGCACCGCCGCUGCACGCCGCGCCUGCUGCUCGCGGCGAGACAAGCACGCGCGCGCGCCGCCACGCCCGCGCACCGCGCUCGAGUGUUGGAAAAAGAGUUCGAUGUACUUGUAUGUUGGACGGAAGUGGACGGCGAGCUGGUGCGGGGCGCCUUACUGCCCACUCUAGCGCUCAAGUACAAAUAUCGAGUACAUGCAGUAGUACUUUCCACGCAGCCGGACAACUGGUACAGCGAGCUGGUGGGUGAAGCAUCGCGGUGCCGUUCUCUGGUGGCGGUGCUGUCUCCUGCGCAAUACACUCCUCAGCAGCUGCUCACUGCACUGCGCCAGCUGAGAGCUCUGCCUCUGCCGCCCGUUGUCGUCUUACUGCAGGACCUCCCGAAGCUGAAACGCGAGGCGAAGGAGGCGGGUGAAUGGCUGGUGGGCGCACUGCGGCGCACGCGGCUGGUAGCCUGGCGCCACGUGCACGAGCGCGCCUUCUGGACCGCGCUGCGCCUCGCACUGCCGCUGCCUCCGCCGCCCCCGCACCCGCACCCGCACCAGGAGAAACCUAACAACACGGAGGCUGAGGAAAGCAAGAGCUAUCGCUCCGGUAGUUUAACUGCGCUCGUGUGA